Messenger RNA from Orcinus orca (killer whale), 771 nucleotides. RefSeq names its product ribosomal protein L26 (gene RPL26). The record is from RefSeq and is a predicted model, not a curated record. NCBI's taxonomy places the organism in Eukaryota, Metazoa, Chordata, Mammalia, Artiodactyla, Delphinidae. Gene Ontology annotation, cellular component: cytosolic large ribosomal subunit; ribosome. Bases 291 to 728 code for a protein of 145 amino acids. Gene Ontology annotation, biological process: ribosomal large subunit biogenesis; cytoplasmic translation. Gene Ontology annotation, molecular function: structural constituent of ribosome; RNA binding. The transcript is spliced from 4 exons.
UACUGUUCCGGUGGCCGAGUAGCAGCCGGGAAGGGGGGCCAGGAUGGUCUCGACCUUCCUCCUAGCUCAAGGCCCGCCGGGGUGGGGAAGGGAGGAGGAAAGAGGAUUUGGGGACUUCGAAACGGGAGCUGAAGGGGAGAGGGCCUAUGGUGAUGGAGUCUAGUCUGGGCAGUGUAGUUUCCUAAAGAAUGGUCUCAGGAUAACUUCUUGGUAAAUCUACUGAACUUUCAGACGGCGCUCGCCCAUUGGAAGGCUUUUUGGACCCGAGUUAUGUGCAUUUUCCAGCCGAAAUGAAGUUCAAUCCCUUUGUGACUUCUGACCGAAGCAAGAACCGGAAAAGGCAUUUCAAUGCGCCUUCCCACAUUCGCAGGAAAAUUAUGUCUUCCCCUCUUUCUAAAGAGCUGAGACAGAAAUACAAUGUCCGAUCCAUGCCCAUCCGGAAGGAUGAUGAAGUUCAGGUUGUACGAGGGCACUACAAAGGGCAGCAAAUUGGCAAAGUAGUCCAGGUUUACAGGAAGAAGUACGUCAUCUACAUUGAACGAGUGCAGCGGGAGAAGGCUAAUGGCACAACUGUCCACGUGGGCAUUCACCCCAGCAAGGUGGUUAUCACCAGACUAAAACUGGACAAAGACCGCAAAAAGAUCCUCGAACGUAAAGCCAAGUCUCGCCAAGUAGGGAAGGAAAAGGGCAAAUAUAAGGAAGAAACAAUUGAGAAGAUGCAGGAAUGAAGUGAUCUUGUUUACAACUUUCAUUAAAAACUGUUAAAAUGAA